Molecule: messenger RNA, 1146 nt
Organism: Prorocentrum cordatum
Lineage: Eukaryota; Dinophyceae; Prorocentrales; Prorocentraceae
Source: the annotation of a GenBank genome assembly
AGCCGUUUUGGCCGACCAUGGAGACCAAUGAAGCGAUGCGGCAGCCUGCCGCCGAGGCGCCACUCGCCGACCUCCGCCUAACGAAUCCAUGCAGGACGCCCCGCUCCACGACUCCGAGACGCCUCACAGCGGGUCCCCGCUCCUUGAGCCCAAGCAGGAGGUCUGGAGGAUCAUCCGGCCCGUAGCGGAGGCCCGUCGCGUCCGGACCAAGCGGACCGUGGCGUCGCUCGUCCUCGGGCAGGGCUCCUUGGCCGAGGCGCGGCUGUUCCAGUGGGGGGCCCGGGACGGCCUGCCGCUGCGCAGCCUUUGGGUCGCGUGGUACACUGGCCUCGUCGUCGGCUUUCUCGCGCUCGUUGAAGGUUGUUCCAGCCUAUUGCGUCUGGGUGGCCACACUCAUGGUCCCACUGCCUUUGGUGACUGUGUCCUUGCUCUCAAAGGACCUGGUAUUGGAAAUUCUGCGUGAGCUCGACUUCUACCUCAUUCAGAUACUGCAGGGCGUUGCUCUCUUGCACGGGCUCGUCGAGACCUGGGAGGAUGAGCGCCGCGCCUUUUGGUUCCUUUAUGUACCCAGCUUGGUCGUUGCCCCGAUGGUGGACGCUUACCCUGCGAAGUAUCGGCCCCACUUUCUUCAGCUGUACUUCGUGGGGAUGCUCUGCAUCCUGGUCGGCUGGAGCGCGUUCGAGCUCUCCAAAAAGAGCCUGCACUUCUUCACGUACAACGUGGGCGACCUCGCGACCCUGUCCCUGUUCUACCUCCGCCAGAUCUACGCGGCCACCUGGCAGCAGGACAGCUUCGUGCUGAUCUCGUGCGCGAUGUGCACGGCACACGAGCGCGUCAACCUCGACGUCCUCGGGAGCGGGCUGUCGCCCGAGCCGCAGACCGUCCGGGUGGCACCGCCGCGCUCGUACAGCUUCAACGCGCAGACCCACACCCUGAGCGACUGGCGCCGGGCGCCGAGCCUGGAGGACCAUGAGAUCCGACCUCGCGAGAAGUCACGACUGGAGCCCCCGACCCCAUCUCUCUGCGCCAUCUUUCGAGCCGCAUCGGUCUGUGAUGGACCUGGGGCCUGGAACCGGGCGAAAACGCUUCCUCUAGGGCCUGAUCCCAGUGACCUAGCGAGUUCUCAGCGCCACGGCUCCCGAAAGC